Molecule: messenger RNA, 3715 nt
Organism: Pan troglodytes (chimpanzee)
Lineage: Eukaryota; Metazoa; Chordata; Mammalia; Primates; Hominidae
Exons: 2
Coding region: 1-591 (196 amino acids)
Source: RefSeq, a predicted model, not a curated record
AUGGAUACCCACCUCUCGGUUCCUCCUAACCCCCGCCCGGGAGCUUCUGUCCUCUGCUUCUCGGCUCCUCCCUCCCAGAGGCAGGCUGGGCCGGGCGGAGGGGCCAGGAAAGCCGGGCGGAGGGUGGCUGGGAAAGGAGGGGCGGGCCAGGUGCGCACCUGCGGUGGCCGCCGCGGCCGCCGACGUGUCAGCCACAGAUGCGUUCAGGUGAGGGCGGAGGCUAGCGGGGCGCUGUGCAGCACUGAGCUCGCGGAAGACCAGGACCAGGAGAUCACCGAGAGCGACCGCCAGGCCCCGGGCCCUCCGCUCCCGCCCCGCGACGAGCCCCUCGCACAAACCGGACCUGAGCGUUUUGUUCGUUCGGCUCGCGUGAGGCAGGGGCGGCCUCUCAGCACCAGCCCGGGGGCCGGCCUGAUCGCCACGCAGGCACCUGCCGCCGCCACCGCCACCGCCAUCUCAACCAUACGGGUGGGAGAGGCUGUGCGCCGCUCCAGUGGAGAUCCGGCUCCCAUCCGGCCCCACCCGCCCUGCCUUGCCCUGCCCGCAGCUUCUGGGCUGCCAGGCUCCAUUCUGCGUCGUAAUACGGGCUGAGCUGGCUCCAGCGGGUGGCGAAGGGGGCCGUGGCCCAGAACAGAAACCCUUCUGGAGGUGGAAACCGGAUUCUAGUCCGCCUCUGUCCCCGCGACUUCUAUGGCCUUGGGCAAGUCAUUUCCCGGCCUCUUGGUUUUCCUAUUUGCUCAGUGAACGGUUGGUCUGGCCUCCCGCAGGGGCUAGGGCCUCCCCAGCCUCCUGUCCCGGUUCCUGGGUUCCUGGUCAUGCUGGGGAAGAUGCAGGCCCUCACGGAGUUGGAGCCAAGGCUGAGGUGUGGAAAAUCUGGGCGAGGGAAGCUGAGGGCCGCCAUGGAGCCUCAAAUCCACUCCUCGGAUCUCUUUGGUGCUGCUGACAUCCUGAGAUGUCACUCCCUGACACUCCCUUGGUCCCUCUUUCAGUCUAACCACGUCUGAGACAGUCAGACUGACUGAAAAGGACAAGCCCCCAGGCACAGCGGUUCACCACCUUCCUCAAACCUCAGAAUCCCACAUCCUCGCUUCCAUCAGCUGGGGUGGGGUAGGUAGGUAGCCCUCAGCUCAGGCAGAGACAGCCCUGGGAGAUGGGAACCAGGGUCAGAAGUCCCUCCAAAUUGCAUGUUCCUAGAGGUGCUGGAUUGUCCCCUCCACCACCACCCGCUCUAGUGCCCCUAUGUCACCCAACUACCCAGAGGCCCCAAAGGAUCUGCUGAGCCCGAGUCCGUGGCACAGAGAGAGAAGGGGGAGGGGCGAGAUGGCGUUGGACAGAUCCCAGGCAGGUUUGGGGAGACGGUGGACUACAGCGGGGCUCUUCAUGGAGCAGCCCCAGGGGCAGGGGAAGGUCCUUGGGUCCUGGGCGAGGGUGUGUGCAGCCCUCUCCUGGCCCCCCUGACCAGGCUCUGUCCUGGGCCAGCCCUUUACUCUGCCUGGCACUGAAAGAUUUGCCUGUCAGGGGCCUGGCAUGGUCCUGGUGCACCUUCCCUGUGUCUUUGAGGGCUUCCCCUUCCCUCCCCAACCAUGACAGGGGCCAGGAUUCCACAUCCUGGGUCUGCACAACAAAGAGAUCUCUGCCUGGAAUGACCCCCUCCCAAACACACACAAACACACACACACAGCCUUGAGGGGAGGGUGGUGAAAAGGAGGCAGCCACCCAGUGGGCGGGGAUCUUUCCUGGUGACUGAGAAUUACUGCCCCUUCACCCCAGGGCCUAAUUUCCCCAGUCCCCCACCCACUAUCCAUCCCUAAGACUGCAGUUGCUGGCCAUUACCAGGGAUCUGGCCUCUCAUCCAGGUCCCUCCUCCGCUGCUCCGCUGCCACAGGGCGGAGUCUCCCAGUGCCGGGCAGGCCUGCAGGUGCGGGGCUGCAUGGGGAGGGGGGCACUCAGCAGCUGCCAUGCGAGGCAGGCCCCCUCCCCCUCCUGCUCAAAGCUGGAGCCUGCUUCCUGUCGUCCCUGUCAGCACCCUGGGUGGGGGAGGGACCAGGUAGUGGGGGAAGUGGAAAAGGGAUUGAGCGGUUGGAGUGCAGCAGCUGAGAAACAGCAGAAGAGAAAUGGAGAAGGAUGAGAAAGAGACCAAGAGCAUAGGCUGAAGGAAAGAGGGGUGUGAGAACACAGGGGAGAUCCCAGGGGCUGCAGAGGCUGCAGACCCUAGACUGUGAGAGCGAGACCAGAGGCAGAGAUGACCAGAGAGAAACCAGAAACCAGGGAAGAGGAACAGAGAGAGACACAUGGAGACAAUUCAAGAUAACAAGAGAUGUACACUGAGAGAGAUUGGGGAUGUGGAUUCAUGGGGCUAGGGCUCAGGGGACCAGAGGCGCGAGGCAUUGUGUGUAUGGAGAAAGGGGGAAGCUGCAAAACAGCCCCAUCCCACCCCAAACUAGGGUGGGAAUUAGCCCCAGCAAAGGAUAAAGAGGUGAUUUCUAGGUGGCAGACAGGUUUGGAGGUGGGGGGAGGGUGAUACCCUUAUCUUGGAAGCCCAUCUCCUCCCAUUAAAGGACAGAAUGUGAGGGAGGGGCAAGGCCCAGGCCGUGGCUGGACACCAGGGGCCAGUGAGGGGCACAGAUCUGACUCCAUCUCUCUGAGUUUCCCUCUUGGCCACAGAUGGACAAGCCAACAGCUAUGGCAGCUGCCCUGCCCCCACCCACCCCAAUUAUUCUGGCCUAGCCUUGGAAUUUCUGGGCUUAGAGGCCGCCCAGGGUCUGUGUGACAGUGGAGGGACCUGGGAGUGGAAGCACUGGCUGGCAGGAGGGAGGCUCACACCCAGGUGCUAAUCCCCAUCCGGCCAAGGCAGUACCAGAGCCUCACUGACCUUCUUGGAGAUUAGUCCCCAUGGAGACCGUGGCAACUCGCCCCCUCAUUCUGGCUAGGCCAGACGGGUGGGUGGGUGGGGCAGGCUUACGCUGGAUAGGGAGGGGAAGGAACCUUCCAGAGGCAUCACAGGAGUCAAGGCUGGGAGGCCCCUCCAGGACCCACAGCCAGCUUAGUUUAUAGGUAAAAAUCAGAGGCCUUAAGAGGGGACUGACUGACCAAAAUCCCCAAAUGGCGCCAGGACAAGCACCAACACCAGAAGCCAGGUCCUCGGCUCGGUUCCCAAGCAUUUUUUCCUAGAGAGCAGAGGCCUGAGCAAGAACAAAGGAAAUUGGCACACUCCUCUCUGACCCUCCCAACCUUCCCAAACUGAGGUCAUGAACUGAGGAGUGGUUCAAAUACGGUGAGGCAGGAAAGCGCUCCGUCCUGAGCACUAGGCUGGCUUCUGCCAGGAACCAGGGUGAGAAGGAGGGUACAGCUCCCAGAGCCAUGCUUGCAGCCUGACCACCCACCAACCAGGCCAGCCCCAGGGGUGGUGGGAAGCAGGUGCGUCAGAGCCAGUUAUAACCACAACCACAGCAACAGCGGCGGCGGACAUUUAUUGGGUGGACACUGCAGGCCUGUUCUGUUUUACAUGCAUUUAAAUAAUCACAACAGCCUCUUAACCCACUCUCUUCACCCUUCAGUGUCUGUAUGACCUUGCGUGGGUGGCUGAGCUGAUGCCUUCCUGGGUGACUGUGAAGUGGGUAUGUGCACGUGUGAAAGUGAUGGGGCAUAUUCGUGUGUGAGUCCAGUGCCCAGUACAGUCCGUGGCACAUAGUACAUCGUAUUAAAUCUUUGAGGA